AUGAGGUUCUCGCCGCUUCUCGGCCUCGGCUGGCUGUCUGCCGACAUCCACACCUCGUUCGGCAACAGCACGCAGCAGCUCGACGGCCCCGUCGCCCCGUCGCCCGUCUACGUCUUGCGGACGACGCAUCCCGCGACAGCCGCCCUCGGCAAGGCCCUCGACACCCUGGGCUACCGUCGGCGCCACCACGGCCCCCGGCAGCAGAGCCUCGAGGGCGACCUCGACUACCGAGAAGCGACGCCGGCGAACACGUACAUCGAGGUGCCGUCGACCGCGCAGUUCGUCGAGAUCGCGCGGUCCGAGCCCAACGCCAGAUUCAUCCUGCCCCGGGGUGCCGCGUCGUCGGACCACGCCCAGCCGGUCCGGUCCUUCUUCGCGCGGGAAUCGCGCUCCCGCCAGCUCCUCGAGCUCGACGUGCUCGCGCUCGAGAGAGCCGCGCAGGCGGACAACUGGGUCGCCCUGUGCGACUACCUGGGCCUGGGGUACAGCGUGGUGGAGCGGCUGGGCCUGUGGCGUUUUCCGAGGUAG
Messenger RNA from Durotheca rogersii, 528 nucleotides. RefSeq lists its product as uncharacterized. Bases 1 to 528 code for a protein of 175 amino acids. Lineage: Eukaryota; Fungi; Ascomycota; Sordariomycetes; Xylariales; Xylariaceae. The record is from RefSeq and is a predicted model, not a curated record. The transcript has a single exon.